AUGCAGAACCCUAAGUUUUCUGAGAAGCCUGCAGGGCUCAUUGAUCUGUUAGAUUCUGUGCUUUUUACUCCCCGGCUGACAUGGGAUGACUGUUACCAGUCACUCCAGGUCCUCUACACUACUGAGGAGGGGGAACGGAUUCUGGAAGAGGCUGAAAAAUUGGCUCUAGGCCCAGAUACCUUGCUUUCAGGGCCCCCAUGCCGCCCUGGCCACCUGUCUCCAAAACCCUCUGGCUUCUACCACCAAGACAGAUGGCAUUCCACGUUCUGUUCUAGCCGCUCUUUCCCCACUGUGGACAGCAUCCUCAACUGCCUGGCUGGCCGCAUCGUCUACAUGAUGGGGGAUUCCACACUUCGGCAGUGGUGGGAGUAUCUGCGAGACACAGUGCCCUCCCUGAAGCCAGUUGAUCUACAUGUCACAUAUCAGGCCGGUCCCCUGAUGGCUGUGGACACCACUCGGGGGACAGUGUUACAUUGGAGGGCCCAUGGCUGGCCCCUGCGCUCUCUCCGCACCCCCGUGGCCUCGCUCCACUCUGUGGCCAGAGAACUGCAUGGCCUGGCUGGGGCCCCUCCACGGUGGUGGUGCUGGGUGUGGGAGCUCACUUUACCACCUUCCAUCCAUCCAUCAUUGCUCGAAGACUGGCAGGGAUUCGGGCAGCUGUGAAAGCCCUGCUGGACCGGGAACCCAGUACUCUGGUGGUUAUCAAACUGGCCAGUACUGGCUACAAAUCUGUGUAUGGCAGUGACUGGCUCACACUCCAGGUGAACAGGUUCCUCCGAGCUGCCUUUGUGGGUCUCCAAGUGGCCUUUGUGGAUGCCUGGGAAAUGACCUCCAGCUUGGAUCUGCCAGACUACAUCCACCCCAAGACACUCAUUGUCCGUAACGAAGUGGAAUUAUUUCUGUCCUUCAUCUGU
Peromyscus leucopus (white-footed mouse) is the source of this 914-nucleotide messenger RNA. RefSeq names its product NXPE family member 3-like. The transcript is spliced from 3 exons. NCBI's taxonomy places the organism in Eukaryota, Metazoa, Chordata, Mammalia, Rodentia, Cricetidae. Gene Ontology annotation, biological process: virion assembly. The coding region runs from base 1 to 663 and encodes 220 amino acids. The record is from RefSeq and is a predicted model, not a curated record.